Lycium ferocissimum is the source of this 1470-nucleotide messenger RNA. RefSeq names its product auxin efflux carrier component 5-like. Gene Ontology annotation, cellular component: endoplasmic reticulum; plasma membrane. Gene Ontology annotation, molecular function: auxin efflux transmembrane transporter activity. Bases 67 to 1149 code for a protein of 360 amino acids. The transcript is spliced from 5 exons. Gene Ontology annotation, biological process: auxin polar transport; auxin export across the plasma membrane. The record is from RefSeq and is a predicted model, not a curated record. Lineage: Eukaryota; Viridiplantae; Streptophyta; Magnoliopsida; Solanales; Solanaceae.
CCCCACCUAAUAACAACCUGCAGAUACAUACAAAAUCAUAAAACUUUCUUCAUAAAUUAAUUAAACAUGAUAGGUUGGGAAGAUAUAUACAAGGUGUUGGUGGCCAUGAUGCCACUCUAUGUAGCACUUAUUUUAGGCUAUGGUUCGGUGAAAUGGUGGCACAUGUUCAAGCCAGAACAAUGUGAUACAAUCAAUAGAUUCAAUUGCUUCUUCAUCCUCCCAUUUUUCAAUUUUCAAUUCAUAGCUAACAUCGAUCCUUACAACCUCAACUACCUCUUUUUAACCGGAGACCUAAUUGCUAAAGCCUUAGUGAUCCUGAUCCUCGCCUUAUGGGCUAACUUUUACAAAAUGGGGAGCUUUUCUUGGUCCAUAACAACUUUUUCUUUGUCCACGUUGAAUAACACACUUGUUGUUGGUGUCCCAUUGAUGAAGGCCAUGUAUGGGGAUUUAGGGGUUGAUCUUGUUGUUCAAGCUGCUGUGAUUCAAGCUUUGUUAUGGCUUACUUCUUUGUUGUUUGCACUUGAGUUUUGGAAAACAAAGAUGAAUAAUAAUGGUGAUGAUGUAAUUGAUAAUUCUGUGGAAUUGGGGAGUGUAAGUGACUUGGAAGAAAAUACUACUGCCCAAAUAAGGAAUAAUAAUAAUAAUGCUGUGCUGGCGUUUUGGCCCUUGAUUAAAGCUGUUUCUAUUAAACUUGCUAAGAAUCCCAAUUCUUAUGCUUGUUUUCUUGGUCUCUUUUGGGCUCUUUUAGCUAGCAGGUGGAAAUUUGAAAUGCCAAGCAUAAUAGAGGGAUCUAUCUUGAUAAUGUCAAAGGCUGGUAGUGGUGUCGCAAUGUUUAGUAUGGGAUUAUUCAUGGCUUUGCAAGGGAAAAUAAUUGCAUGUGGAGCUGCAUUGACAAUUUAUGCUAUGAUUUUGAGGUUUGUUGUUGGACCAGCAACAAUGGCACUCGGCUGUGUUGUUUUGGGCUUGCAUGGAAAUGUUUUGCGCAUUGCUAUCCUCCAGGCUGCAUUGCCUCAAGCUGUGACUUCCUUCGUUUAUGCCCAAGAAUAUGGACUACAUGCAGACGUACUCAGCACUGCGGUCAUUGUUGGCACAAUCAUUUCCUUACCGCUGUUGAUAGCAUAUUAUGCCGUUUUGGAUAUCAUGCAUUAAGAUCGAUCUCCUCGAGCAGGCUAUUAUCAUUGAUUAUUUCAUAGGAAUGCUAUUAGUUAGUGGGUAGAACUUUGCCUGUAAUUGUUUAUUUGUAACAAUUUUUUUUAUCCAUUUAUAAUUUCAGUACUCCUUCAGAAUCUAAAGCAAAAAAGAAUGUAAAAAGACAUGUGUUGGUAGUUGGGAGUGUGCCAUGGAGUUGGUGGUGAUCAGAGGGGAUGAGAAAUUCUAAUACUGAGUUAAUCUGAAUUUAGUACUUCUGAUAGCACUUGUGUUCUAGUAACUUAGGUUCAAGUGUUGAUGGUAGCAUUCCAUGAUUAUUUC